CCGCCUUCCCCACCCUGACGCCACCCUGUCCCCCCGCCAUCCCGCAGGAGAACCCCUACGUGAUGCGGGUGGGGGGCGCGGGCGGCCCCGAGCGCUACGAGGGCUUCUGCGUGGACAUGCUGCAGGAGCUGGCGGGGCUCCUCAAGUUCCGCUUCCACAUCAAGCUGGUGGAGGACGGGCUCUACGGGGCGCCCGAGCCCAACGGCUCCUGGACCGGCAUGGUGGGCGAGCUCAUCAACCGGGUACGCGGGGCAGCCUGCGGGGACUUGGGGGGGUGGGCCUUCACCCUCAUCAUCAUCUCCUCCUACACGGCCAACCUGGCGGCCUUCCUCACUGUGCAGCGGAUGGAGGUGCCCAUCGAGUCGGCCGAUGACUUGGCUGACCAGACCAACAUCGAGUACGGCACCAUCCACGCCGGCUCCACCAUGACCUUCUUCCAGAACUCGCGGUACCAGACCUACCAGCGGAUGUGGAACUACAUGCAGUCGAAGCAGCCCAGCGUCUUCGUCAAGAGCACGGAGGAAGGCAUCGCCCGGGUCUUGAACUCCAAGUACGCCUUCCUGCUGGAGUCCACCAUGAACGA
Molecule: messenger RNA, 583 nt
Organism: Nipponia nippon (crested ibis)
Lineage: Eukaryota; Metazoa; Chordata; Aves; Pelecaniformes; Threskiornithidae
Source: RefSeq, a predicted model, not a curated record